Molecule: messenger RNA, 9059 nt
Organism: Salvelinus sp. IW2-2015
Lineage: Eukaryota; Metazoa; Chordata; Actinopteri; Salmoniformes; Salmonidae
Product: histidine N-acetyltransferase-like
Molecular function (GO): acyltransferase activity, transferring groups other than amino-acyl groups
Source: RefSeq, a predicted model, not a curated record
CCUACUACGAGGGGGAGAGGGUUUGUAGGAGGGGCUUAAACUUAUACAUCUCUUAUAUUGAAAGUUCGAGCCAGUGGCUGGGAUAAUUUUUAUUUUAUCCUGAAACUGAACAGUAGCCGCUGUAACCAUCCACCUCUCGCACCUGGCAAUACACCUGCCUGUUGUUACCGUCAACACCCGCGCGAGACCUCCGGGCUUCACUAACGCUGUAAGGAUGAAGAUUGAGAACAGCCUGCCCCGCCCCCAGCUCCCCGAGACUCCGCCCCAGACAGGCCUGCAGUUCACCGUGGCAACGGAGGAGGACUUUGAUGAGAUCAUGGCCAUAAGCCAAGACAUCUACGGAGGGCUGGACUACCUACCGACCCGCUACACCGCCUGGCUAUCCGAGUCCAACCGCACUGUCAUACUGGCCCGCAAACAGGGCAAAGUGAUUGCCCUGGAGUCGGUGUGUGUGAUUGACGAUGGUGAGACCAUGCUGGUGGAGGGGUUACGUGUGGCUCCCCAGGAGAGGGGGAAGGGCGUGGCAGGGGUGCUGCUACGGUUCUGCUCUCAACUGGUCAAGUCCAAGUGGCCUGAGGUGAAGGUGACCAGGCUGACCCGCGAUGACCAGCUGGGGCCCAAGGACUUCCAGAAGUACCGCCUCAUCACCAAACAGGGCAUACUGCUGGUUCGCUUCAACGCUGAAGAUCUCAAGCUCCGGCUCUCCGAACUGGGGCCGGUUGUGACCCUCCCCACCUACUCCGAGGGUACCCCCCAGGGUUCUGACACCCCUCUGGUUCCUCCGGUCCUUCUGGACCUCAACGAGGCCCACCAGAUGUUCCUCAACGAGGGCCUGAUGUCCGACGUGCUCCCUAACGCUACCAUCGUCCAGGACUGGCAGCCGUUCAAGCUCGUGCCCAGCAACAUGGUCAUUCUUCUGAAGAAGGACAUCGACUGGAUGGUGGACGACCGCUGCACCCCCACUGUGGCCAGCCUGUGCACCCACCCCUUCUGGGUUCCCGGAGGUCCUCGCGGAGUUGGGACGGACACGUACUACCUCAACAUCGACGUGUUUGGCAAGGACAUAGGCCUGGUGCUCCAUCAGUUCCUGAGUCACCUGAGGCGCCACGCCACCACCCUGAAGGGGCACGUCAUGUGCCAGAUGUUCCUGGAUCCUCCCAUGUGGAAACCCAUGGCCGAAUUCUGUUGCCAGACACUGAAUGUGGAGCUGGUGAAGGAAUACACGGAGCAGUGCGUGGUCGAGUCGGAUGUCGUGUAGCCCGGAGGAAGAGGAUGAGGAAGAGGAGAGACAAGACGGAGGAAGAAACAUUAAAAAAUUUGAAAAGUUUCCAGAGACCCAAUGAACGAAUGAACCUCAUGAAAUGGAAAAGUUCCCCAAGAAACUUCAGAAGGAUUGGCAACAACCUCCCUAAGCAACUAUAGCGAAACACCUCAGAAGCUGCAUUAUAUUUGCAAUAUGUUUGAUUUGAACACUACCGCUAACAAAAAUAUUUUACAAAAAAAAAGGCAGCUACAUGAAAUACUUUUGACUAAUUAGUUUGAAUUAGUUUCUCACAGUUUUUUUUACCAUUUAGUCAUUUACACAAAUCUAGCUCUUAACAACAGGAUGCUAAUGUUAGUUCCUUUAAAAAAGAAAAAAAGAAAAAUGCAAGCUAGCUUGGAGAAUAUCAUGCCUUUCAAUCUUUUUAAUGUAAAUAUAAAGUAUAAAUAUGUACACAUUCUGAAUUGCAAAUAAGUCUGCACAACUCUUGAGGCACUUUAUGAAACCAUAUGGGCUGUUGUGCUAAAGUGCAAGUGAUGACGGGAGGAGGAGAGGAGUCGUUUAACUUUUAGAAAUAACAGAAUAUAACUGAUCUAGAACGCAUCACUCCCAUGGUAACGGUAGAAAUCCUUAUGGACCUAUUCUAUCCAACACCAAAUCCCAAAAUACUUUCCAACAAACAAUAGCUCUUCAGUGAAUCUUACAGAGCAUUUGCACGCUUAUAAUUCACACAAAAUGGCUGAACGGAACAGCUAUAAUUACACUGAAACGGAACGCUUAUAACACUAAAACAUGGCCAGUUUUUGCUUUUAAAACUAUUUCAUUUUUUUAAACAAUUGCUCAGUUGUUUUGUUUUYAUGUUUUUAAGCACUUAAUCAUAUUGCUAAUUUAUUGUUACUUUUCCUCGUGUACUUGAAUGCAACCGUAGUAUCUAAAGAGGUAAUAUAUUAUCAGCAGAAGCUUUCUGGAGGCUUUCUAAUACUUAAUGUGCAAUCCAAGCUUACUCUAUAGUACAUUGCUAAUAGUGUGAAAAAGGGAGCUGUACUUAUUACUUUACAGUAUACCACAAAGACUAAAACAAUUUAACUAAUAUAGUUCUGAUUGACUUAACAUUAACAACAUUGUUCAGUAGCUAGAGAAAUAUUUCCAUGGUAAAUUUCACCAUCGCAAAUAUUAGCUGACAACCUUUGUAAAGAUUGAAUUGUAGUCCCUCAUCAACAUAGACUCAGUCAUCAGACAUGCUGUGAAACAGCCCUCUGAAACCAUUUUAAGCUUCGUAGCCACUCUAAGAUGCUUCAUAACCCCUCUACGAAGCUCCAUAGCUACCCUAAGAAGCUUCAUAAGCUUUGGGACAUGAUCAGAGCUCAGCUAAGCAAAUGGGACACCCUUUGCUCUCGAAGGUUUCAUAACCACUUUACUAAGCUUCGUAGCCACUCUAAGAUGCUUCAUAACCACUCUACUAAGCUUCAUAGCCACUCUAAGAAGCUUUAUAAGCUUUCGGCUCUUGAACGUUCCCUUUAAGACAUGAUGCCCUUGACACGACGUAGCACUGAACGAGCCUACAUUGCAACCCCCAACUUGAGACUAAAACCACUACAGAUCAGUUACUGGCCACUUCAUUGACUCCAACCUGCCCUCGUUGUAAAAGGGACCUUGUUGUAAAGGAUGAAAUGGACGGAGGAAGAGAAUACCUUUUUAUUUUUUGGUAGACUGAUCAGUGACUCUGACUCUAAAGGAUGAACGCACUCACCCAUGAUAAAUGACGGAUUUAGGACUGGAUCGAUAUCGGACGAUGGAUGAGAUGCCUGGAGAAAGUGGAAUGAAGAAUGAAGCAAAUUAUAUACCGGAUUCCAUAUUCUUCAAAACAACCAAACAAUGCUUUGUCAAGGCUGACAAUGAUUUUCUCAGUUCUCUGAGAAGCACUUCCUAUUUUUUUUCACCGAUCGAAGAAGCAAACAUGGACUGACCCCCCUUUUUUGCUGUGGCGAGUCGUGAGGAAGCCAAAGAUGAAGAUGAAGAUGUGAGUGGCCUGACUCCAGUGGUGAAGAGAAGAAGCAGUACACAGUCAUUCCUACACCACCCCACCCUUGUCUCCAAAGGCAUUCCCCUACACAACAUACGAAACCCCACAUGAAACCCCCCAAUCAAAUAAUUUCUAAGAAAUUCUCCAUAAUACGGGAAGGUGGAGCUUUUCCUCACAAGCCCAUACAACCCCUCUCUCUUUCCAUCUCUCUUCAUGAAUAGAUUGAAGACCAAUUUAAAGCCACUGAGUUUAAAACAUCACUAUUGGCUGGUCAAAGGUAAGGUUCCCUGGAUGUACUGUCGUAUCCAUGCCGACCAUCUGGUGUAUGUAAAUGAUCUUGGAGAGCGUGCUUUCCUGCUGCUAGUGUGUGCCCACAAGACCAGAUGAUUUACUAAACUUAUUGUUCAGAAAACCGCCUAGUUACAUUUCUCCCUAUUAUUUUAAAGCUGGUUUGAACAAUUCAGAUUUUGACUUCGUAGGCUACGCCACAACACGAGAGUAGUCGUUUUGAAUUUACCUUGGUGGUGGUUGGACAUUUAAUGAAUAGAGCUCAGUGUAUUUACAAAAGGUCACUGAGAUGGGAGAAUAUGAGCUAAUUUGUCUCUCUGAUAAGACAGAAUACUGUUUAACAUUUUAAAAACUCCAGUCCAGUCCACACCCCAUAUCUGUGUCGGAACGGUCUGUCUGCACGAUUGGCAAAUGGAAAGCAGUUCUACUGUUACUUCGUGUUCUCCUUAUCUCGCCAUAGUAAAGAUGGAGCUUUCAGUUGUUAAAAGCAUCUGAGUGCGAGUGAGGAAUGUGAUUUUAUAAUUCCACAGUGUCAAGGUGGUGUUGGUGUUAGUGGUGGUAGUGGACUUUGCAUGGUCACAGACACACAGUGUUGUAUUGUAUGACUGCCAAUAUACCCUGCAGAGUCCACAGAUCAACUGAUCCAAUGGCUUUCCAAGACCAUAUGGCUAAAAUGGAUACCAGUACACCGCAGCACGUCCAGGGAUACGACAGGUUGGAGGGUAUUUGGUUGGAGGGUGAACACAGUCUUUGAUAUGAUGCACACAGACAUGUAUUAAAAACUAAAAAACUAUUCCCACAGCCUCAACACGCCCAUGCAAUCUAUUGCCCAAAUGCCCACUACUUACCCACCCAACAACAUGUUCAAAUCAAUGUUGUAUCCACUACUACGAUAGGGACACGGUUGUUGUCGUACAAACUGCCUCAGUCCUCAACAUACCCAUCCAGCAAAGACUAUAUCCCCCUACACUCCAUCUUCAUACGGACUAGACAUUAUGGUUUUAUCUUAAUUGUUGUCUGGUGAAUUGGUGGUUUGUCACUGUCACCUGGUAUAUUUCUAUAUUGUAUAUUUCUAUAUUUGACAUACAGAUAUAUGCACAGUAUUUCAAGGGGAUGUGAAGGUUGAAAUAAGAUGCAUGACUGUAGGUGUCUUUUGUCUUGUUCCUGAAGGUAUGUUUUGUGUGUUUGAGGGAAAGCUUGAAGGAGAAUGUUUGGUAGAGAUCCAAGGAGAUUUGAUUGGUUAUAGAGUGCUCCAAAUCGGAUAAUUCCGGACUCAUUCCAGAAUUUAAAUAAUUCCGGGCACUCUUAAAAGAUUAUGUAGCAGUACAAGUCAUCCACUGUUGUAAAAUGGGAACUCUCCUUCCUCCCUUGUCCCCCAUUCCACACAAACACAGCCGAGAGAACAAAUGUUGUUGAACCAACAGCCUUGGGAAUAGAUAUGAUGGACAGGGUCUAUAUUUAAGGGUUUCCUAAAGCACUGUGUAUUAGUAUGUGACAUGCAUUUUACAUGUGAAAGAUACUGUAUGGUUAUGUACUAAACCAGGAGGAGGGUAUUUAAUGCUCUCCCUUGAUGAGGGGUUCUUAACACAAUGAGGUUACUGUUACUGCACUGUGCUGCCAUUGAGUCGGAGCUCGGUCUGAGGGCGGUAAAGUAAGCACUUUGUUCAGCCGAUUCAUUGGCUCUCUGCUGCUGUGAUAAUGGCGGGGAGGGCAGCAGGCCAGCGAGGGAAACCGAAAGGAUGUACCAUCAGUCAUUCAUAGUUCUAACUGAACAGCUGAUGUGUUCUGAUGUGUUCUGAUGUGUUCUGUUGUGUCAUCGUCGUCAAGGUCGAUGUUAAUCAGCCACGGUUAUGGAGCAAACAUUAGAUUGGCCCUAUUAUUGAAUAAUUUCUCGUUAUGAAUCUGAUUGCAUGCUUAGUUCUGUAUUUGCUGAUUAAACAUAAAUAUCAUAUUUUCCCCCCCAAAAUAUUUAUUUUUAUUAAUUAAGACAUUAUCGAUCUAGUUUGAUGUACAAACCAUACUUCAUUUGAUGGCUGGUUAUCAUUUAGCUGUGACUCUGUGUUCUCUAAUUGUACAAAUAUAUGCAGGUUUUUUGUGUCUUUUUUAAAAUACUAAUUAUUUCCUCUUAUAUACCUUGUUUUCCAACCAUCCCAUUUUUUUUCAUUUUAAUUCCUCACCGCUUUUCACUUUGUUCUUAACACCGUCACAACAUGUAAUCUCUUUAAAUCUAUAUUUGGUCAUUUUGAAUACGGACACACCUACAGUAUUAUAAACAGCUGGAGCUGAGAUGAAGUAGAUGGAUGAGAGAGGUGCUACAGUUCUUAGCAUUUUGUCUGACAGAAAGUGUGACAGGUGCCAUGGUGACGUGGUUGAAACAGAUGGGAGGAAGUUCAGAGAUGAGCUUGUAUUGAUAACAUAGCCUGAUCCCAGAUCUGUUUGCGUUUUAGCCAACUCCUCUGUCUAUGAUAGUCAGACAAAUUUGGCUGAAGUACGUACUGAUCUCGGACCAUUAUAGUGGCUAGUCUUAAUAGUAGUUAUGGCUAUGCUUGGUGGUGGAGAAGGGGAGAGUAAACCGAAACCCUCAUCCCUCAUUUAUGAAAUGGUGGAGGUGGAGGUCAUAAAGAUGAGGGGGAUGGGGGAAGGAGAGGUCAGGGAGAGAGAGGGAAGGAGGGAUGGUGUGGGUGUUGUGGAGGAGGAGAUGAGGGAGUUUCUGUCUCUUAUUGCAGUACCUAAGUGGCAAAACCAGGGGAGGAUGGUUACAGUAGGUUACAGAACCCUGAAAAAUUAUAUGAAGCUUUGUCGCCAAGCUAAGAUGCUUUAUAGCCACUCUAUGAAGCUCCACACUGUAGAGUCUGAUCUUUGACCCGCAUGCACAGUAUGUGGGUAAAAGUUCAGACAAAAACGUGGGGGAGACAGAUAGCAACAGUAGGGAGAGGUGAAUGACAAUAGAGGACCAGGCCGGUCAAACUAUUUAUAUCUACUACAUUGUUAUGUAUCCACACUAUGUACCCUUCUAGUGUCUAGGGCAGAGCACAUGACUUCCUGGUUCUCUAGCUACCCAUGGACAGCAGGUGUAAAACACUGGUGACAAUUUAUCACUCACAACGCUGACAUUGAGACACUGACUAGACCAGAGCUCUCCAACCCUGUUCCUGGAGAGCUACCCUCCCGUAGCUUUUAAUUCAACCCCAGUUGUAACUAUCCUGAUUUAGCUUAUUAACCAGCUGGGUUAUUAGAAUCAGGUUUGCCGGUUUAGAGUUGGAGUGAAACCCGUGAGGACGGUAGCUCUCCAGGAACAGUGUUGGAGAUCCCUGGUCUAGAGUCAGUGUGUCUCAAUGUCAGUGUUGUGAGUGAUAGAUUGUCACCAGUGUUUACACCUGCUGUCCAUGGGUAGCUAGAGAACCAGGAAGUCAAGUUAAAGCUGUUCUGUUUGCAGACUGAGGCUGUGUUCAGAGUGAACAUCUAUGCCCUUCAUAGUGCACACUAGGCAAUAGUGUGCCAUUUGGGGCGCACAUUCAGGGUCCUUUCCAUGCUAAAAUACAUUUGGCUUAUCGUUGAAUCCCCUAUGGUGAGGUGAGAGCCAGCAAGGUUUGUAUUUAUAUCUAUAGACUAACUCCACAUGAGAUGGAGUUGAAGACCCGUCACCUGCUAAUAUUAGGAUACAUGAUACAGUAAGGCCCCUUAAACACACAGUCACACACACGCACACACACACUUUAUACACAGACAGGAGAGUCUAUUCCUCUCCUAAACUGCUUAGCCAGUGACAUUUAAGAGGCUACGACGACAGUUAGCUAGAGUUUCAGCUUUGUGUGUGUGUGUGUGUGUGUGUGUGUGUGUGUGUGUGUGUGUGUGUGGGUGUGUGUGGGUGUAUGUGAGUGUGUGUCUGUGUGUGUAAUCUGUCGAUGUGUCACAGUGUCUGGUUGCACGGCGAGAGACACAGAGACCCUUUUCAGACAGAUUUCUCAGCUGGUUGUGAAUGGAAAGUCUGGCUGUGUCCCAAAUGGCACCAUGCUACCUAUGUAGGGUACUACUUUUAACUAGGGCCCAUAGGGAAUAGGGUGAGAUUUGGGGCAACAACUCUGCGAAAGAGAGAACGGGGGGAAGGGGCAGAGGAAAAAGAGGGAAGGGGGGAGAGGUUAGGGGAAAGAGAGAGAGAGUUUUUCAGAUGCUUGUUGUGGGUUUUGGAGAGAGACAGAUGGGUACCUACAGUACUGUCUGGUUUUAUGGCCGUUGGAAGCUGCUGCUGGUGAAUGUGGUUUUGGCUGGGUGUUUAAUAAGGAUCUAGGACUGCGUGGAAUGGAUUCAAGCAGCUGUCUCGUCCAGUCAUUGGGAUCGAGUAGCCACAAGUAAUGUAGAUGUACACACACACACACACGCACUUGCAACAUAUAUAACACACACACACACGCGCACACACACACACGCUUGCACAUUUAACACAUUUAACACAUUCAAAAACUAUUUUUUCAUAAUCCUAUUUCUCUAUAUUUUCUAAAUGAGUAUUAACAACGACCCUAAUGCAUGUUUUAUUAUGGCCUUGUCGACUUCAGAAAGGGCUGUUGAAUUUAUAUUUCAUUUUGUUCUCGGUUUUUCAUCCAUUCAUUUAUUUGUUUAUUUCUCCUUCUUUGAACCCUCUGUAUUCAGACACAUCUUAAUCUAUGACAAAGAUUAGGAUCAUUUUGUGCCCCCAUUUUGUCUGAACCUGGGAAAGGAAUCAAGAAGAGAGGCACAAAUGAACCCUUGAUUGCCUGACUACGAGCAAAUAUAAAGUCUUUGCCAAAUUAUAAAUUCAACUAAAACCACCAUCAAAACAAAACUGAAAAUAAAACUGGAAAGACAAAACAAAACUGAAAAGGCAGCUGGAAUUGACCAGUGGGUACAAGCUUUUGAAGUAUGUUCUUCUUAAUGCCCUGCUUAAGGGAAAAACGAAGAAAAAACCCUUGUGAAAGAAAAGAAAAUCUAAUCUUACUACUUGGCCAUACUGCACCAUGCCGAUGCCUCUUUUGUGAACAACUACUGUAUUUGUGCUCUUGUGCAAUUAUCUCUUAUGUUACUGUUGAUGAGACAUACUGUAAGGAACAUGGGAGUGGUAGAAACCAUAGGAAUAGAAACAUGGCCGCUGUUACCGUUGAUUUGAAUGGGAAUGGCCGUUCUAGGAAUUCUAUUUCGAUGGGUGAGAAACGCAGCUGGACCUUCUCACCCUAUCAAUCUGUGACAAUGCAUAUAGCCCACGUGUUGUGAUAGCUAAUCAUGCUAACCGUGCUACGUGCAUGUUAUCCAACCCAAAUUAUCAUCUGACUGUCCUGCAUAUACAGACAAGUAAUAUAUGUGGUCUGGUCACGUUCAUGUGUACAUUGUAAAUAACCUAAAAGCCUAUCUAUCCAUCUGAAGGGAAGAAAACAAGACACAGCAUAUUGUAAUUUUGUAUGUUUGAACAGAGAUUUUAGAUGCUAUAUGCAAGAUAAAAACAAACAGUAAAACACA